Phodopus roborovskii (desert hamster) is the source of this 597-nucleotide messenger RNA. RefSeq names its product keratin-associated protein 16-3. Lineage: Eukaryota; Metazoa; Chordata; Mammalia; Rodentia; Cricetidae. The transcript has a single exon. The record is from RefSeq and is a predicted model, not a curated record. The coding region runs from base 5 to 286 and encodes 93 amino acids.
CACCAUGAGCUACUACAGCGGCUACUACGGAGGCCUGGGCUACGGCUAUGGAGGCUUCGGAGGUCUGGGUUAUGGCUAUGGAAGCUAUGGCUGUGGAUGUAACAGCAUCCGCAGACUGGGCUGUGGCUGUGGUUAUGGAGGUUACGGUUAUGGCUCCGGCUAUGGAGGCUAUGGAUACGGCUCUGGCUAUGGAGGCUAUGGAUUUGGCUCUGGCUAUGGAAGCUAUGGAUAUGGCUGUUGCCGUCCUUCAUGUUGUGGAGGAUAUGGGUUCUCCAGCUUCUACUGAGUGAAUUGCUGAAAUUAGAAGCAAACAGGACACUUCCAAAUAUGUGGUCCAUUUUAUUUGCUCAUAUGCCAGAGACAUGCAUUCCAUUUCCCCCGACACCAAUAGGAAUGCUCAAGCAGCUUCUGUGACAAUUUUGUGUCUUUAACCUCUGUAUCCAUUACCAAAAUGCAUAUUUAAUAUGAAUAAUACUUCAAUGUACUCUUCCUGUUUUGGUUUGUUUUUAAUUACUAAUGCCAUAUUAUCUUUCGAGUAAUAUAGAGAAAAUUUAUGCUUUGCUGUUAUCUAAUAAAUUUUUGAAGUGUUUACCAUUA